UCUAUGAGUUGGUAAACAAACUGGAAGGGUGCAUACUACCACUUUGAGUGUGUUGUUUGAACAGGUAUAAAGCCAAGGUUGGCCGAUUUAUUGCCACUGGAGUUAUACUUCAUUGGCUGAACCCUCCUGGUGACCUGGAUGGAAUUAUGUGAUCCUUCCUUAACCAAUAGGAAGUCCCACCCAGUUGACUACUUMAAAAUGGCGAAAGUCCUCUAAAACKRGCUUUUGGGAAAUGGAGUCCUCUAUGUAUCUCUAUGCUCCCUCAUCAGAACAAUGGGGCCGGGGUAAUUGUAUCACCUCUGGGUAAAACACUCGGGUUAGUAGACGAUUACACCACUCCUGUUACGAUAUAUCUACCUCGUUAAAGGUKUGCCUAUACAUGAGAGAAUUCUGUUUUCAUCGAGUGAAAAGCGCGCCAGACCGGUGCGUCAACUGCGAAGGAAAUAUCGAGUUGCAGUUCGUGACUGACAGCGGCAGCUGAAUCUUCUCAUGAGACCUGGGCGGCUAUGGUGGUGUCCCUGCCUAACCGAUGUGAGGAGCACACAUACUUUUAGAAACUCGAUGACAGCACAACACUCUCUCCUGCGAGCUGCUGUCAUUCGGAAGAGUACUGUCACUGGAGGUUGACCUUCGACUAGAAGACACAGUUGAGAAAAGGAAUUCCUUAGCCUAUAUAUUUCAUCAAGAUAAGAGGUAGCUAAUCUUCGUAAUCCAAAGCAAGUGRUUAGGGGGUGACUAGUAGGCUAUGGGAGCAUUAUGCUUUCCCGAAAAGGACUGAUCCCGGACGACUACUUGCUGACCCGCUUGGCUGAGGAUGUCCAGCAGCCUAAAUUCAAGGCGUCAAAAGCGCGGAAGGCUCGGUUCGUCGCCAAAAACGGAACMUGUAAUGUGGCCCACACGAACAUUCGCGAACAGGGACGGUUCCUACAGGAUGUUUUCACCACUUUAGUGGAUCUAAAAUGGCUUCACUUACUUAUMAUUUUCACUAUGUCAUUUCUGUGCAGCUGGCUGCUGUUUGCAAUGGUUUGGUGGCUCAUUGCCUUUGCGCACGGCGACCUGGAUCAAAAGGGUGACGACUUUGUCCCGUGCGUGACGGACAUCCACUCCUUCUCCUCUGCGUUUCUUUUCUCCAUAGAGGUACAGGUGACCAUCGGGUUCGGGGGGCGCAUGGUCACAGAGGAAUGCUUGUCUGCCAUWGUGGUCCUYAUCAUUCAGAACAUCGUGGGCUUGYUGAUUAACGCCAUMAUGCUGGGGUGUAUCUUUAUGAAGACGGCCCAGGCCAACCGGCGCGCCGAAACGCUGAUCUUCAGCAAGCACGCCGUCAUCUCCAUCCGAAAUAACAAACUGUGCUUUAUGAUCCGUUUAGGGGACCUGCGGAAGAGCAUGAUCAUUAGUGCCACCGUGCGGAUGCAGGUGGUAAGGCGCAGCACCACUUCGGAGGGCGACGUGGUCCCCCUGGACCAGAUAGACAUUCACAUGGACAACCCCGUGGGGACCAACGGUAUUUUCCUGGUGGUCCCUCUCAUCAUAUGCCACGUUAUUGACAAAGACAGCCCGCUCUACGAGCUAUCGCCAGCGGAUUUACAAAAUAAUGAUAUCGAGGUGGUAGUGGUGCUGGAGGGGGUGGUGGAGACCACGGGUAUAACCACCCAGGCCCGUACAUCCUACCUGUCUGAGGAGAUACUGUGGGGGCAGCGCUUUGUGCCCACUAUMUCCGAGGAGGAGGGCAUGUAUGCGGUGGACUAUUCUAAAUUCGGUAACACAGUUAGAGUAGCGACACCCAGCUGCAGUGCCAAGAAACUGGAUGAGAAGGGAGGCAUCGCCAGGUUUAAACUGCACGAGCACGCUACCCCGCGGCCGUCGGUGAGAAGGCGGCGGCUCUCACUGCGCAUGAAGCAAUACAGCACCAUCAGCCCGCUAGCCUAAAUAGCCCACUUUUACAGGUAUAAAGGAGUUGCCAUUGCAUUUUGUAUAUGAAAGUAAUAGAUUUUUAUUACCUAUUGAAUUUUAAUGGAUCUUUUUGUAAUACUACAGAAAUGAAAUGUUUAUUAUGUCCUAGCAGUGUUAUUAUUCUGUUCCAUGGUACCCGAAGGGUGUGCAGGCCUUUUUUCUUGCCCAGUCCUAACACCUGCUUCAACCAAGGACGUGAUUAGCAGUAGCGUGCAUCAUGGGUAAAAAUCACUGCGGAAGCCAGAAAAAAAGAUCGAUAACCUGCUAGUUCAUAUGCCYUGMGACCGUGAUAUAGGCCUAARGAAAGGAAAGGGGGAUACCUAGUCAGUUGUYCAACUGAAUGUAUUCAACUGAAAUGUGUCUUACGCAUUUAAACCAACC
Molecule: messenger RNA, 2331 nt
Organism: Salvelinus sp. IW2-2015
Lineage: Eukaryota; Metazoa; Chordata; Actinopteri; Salmoniformes; Salmonidae
Product: ATP-sensitive inward rectifier potassium channel 11-like
Biological process (GO): potassium ion import across plasma membrane; regulation of monoatomic ion transmembrane transport
Cellular component (GO): plasma membrane
Molecular function (GO): ATP-activated inward rectifier potassium channel activity
Source: RefSeq, a predicted model, not a curated record